Symphalangus syndactylus (siamang) is the source of this 9579-nucleotide messenger RNA. RefSeq lists its product as uncharacterized. The record is from RefSeq and is a predicted model, not a curated record. Lineage: Eukaryota; Metazoa; Chordata; Mammalia; Primates; Hylobatidae.
GCCCACAGCCCCAAGGACCCCAGUCAGCCCCAGGCCACUGCAUUGGGACAUUGUCCUCAGACUCCCCUGUGCAGAACUGGUGGCCACACCAGCCUUGCACCCUGAAAGGGCCACAACUGAGGAGGCUGGGGGGGCCACGGCUCCCACAGGGGUGGAGGGUGCUGGAGUCUCUGCUCCUCCUCACAGCGGCUCCAUUCAAAAUCCACAGGCGCCAUGCCACACAGCCUCACGCACCAGCUGUGGAACACCCUUUGCAGAUGUUCAGGGCAAUUCUAUUCUUAGCUUUUUUUUUUUUUUAAGCUCUUUUAUAAAGCUGAAACUUACUGUUUUCUGAUGUGAUAGUGACGUAGGCUCGUGAUAGGGAAUUUGGACACAGGAUGCCUGGGAACCGCUGUUCGCAUGUCGAUAUUCCCUGCCAGCCUUCCUCACACCCACGCAUAUUCGCAGAGUCAGAGCUCAGCGAGGGACUGUGGACCUGCUGGUCACACCUGGGCUCUGGGGUGCUCUGGCUCAGGAAACGCGUAGCCUCUCAGAGGGCCCUGUUGAUGCACAUAACUUGUGUAACUCUGGGCCGGGUCUGUGGCUCUCCCAUUUCUUCAGUGUGGUGAGCAGAGUUCCCAGCGAAGCUGUUGCGUUUAGAUCUUUGUGCCGCUGCCUGACUCCUGGGUUAGGUCACAAGGGCCAGGUGGGAUGGGCACUUCAGGACCCUGGCCCUCAUGUGCGCAUCCUGGGCCACUCAGCCUGGUUAGCUGAAGACCGACACCACUCGCUGUGGGCCUUGGAGAGGAGAGGGGGCCCCAGUGUGGAGUAGGAGACUGUCCUGGUCUGAGGACUGAGUAUCCUGGCACCUUGGCUCUCCCCUGGGCUGGCCUUAGCUCUCAGGUCUGGAUACUCUCGCCUUACUGCUUUUCCGACCCUCCCUGCAUGGCCGGCUGUGGGCCUAGCCUGCUUGUCAUGGUUUAUCUAGAGGCUUCUAUGGCCCCUCUGAUGCUCCCAUAUCAUGGACUGUUAACAUUUAAAAAUAACUUUUGAGACCAACAUGGUUGCCAGUUCUGUAUUUCCUCCACAUUGAUGAAGUCGCCAACUAAGGACAUUUAAAGAAUAUACCUUCAUCCAUGGCCACCAUCAUUUCAUCAGGGAAAAGACUUUCCAGCCCUGCAGCGUAGGAGGGACCCAGUCUCAGGAGGGAGGGUGGUCCUUCCACCUGAAUACAUUCAGCUUCAGAAAAACCUCACCAGGUGGGGCCCAUUUCUCUGAUCCCAUGCAAGGCCGGUGUGGCCAGGUCAUUCUGUCACCUGUGUGCGGACCCCCGCCCGGGCCUCCCUGUCACAGGCCCCCACACUGGAGUCCAGUGGCCACGUUGUGAUCCCGUGGGUGGGGCUCAGUGGCAACUUGGCUCUCGCAAUUCCUGUCUGGGCUCUAUUCCCUUCCACCCUGGGGGCCGUCACGAUCUGGAGAUGGUGUGUGGGCCGGCGCACCCCCUGGUGUGUGGCUGUCAGAAAUGCUCGUUCCUUGAUGCCAAAAAGAAGAACUAGCGCUCAGACAAAGAAUUUUCUCAGCAAGGCAAUUUUACUUUCUGCAGAAGGGGUGCUGCCUGUUAGCAGUCCUGCCACGAGAGCACAGUUGAACAAAGAAAGGCAAGAAUAUUUAUUCCUUAUGCAUUGGAUCCUUUAGACCUGAUUGGCUAACAACUUAAAACUUUCCUGAACAGGUAAAGGUAAUGGAGAACAAAAGGAAAAGAGGAAGCUGCUUGCAAAAGAACUUAGAAAAGUAAUAACAUUUCCAAAUAAGGAGGGCACAUAGGCUGUGAGCUGGGACAUGCUUGAGCAUGUUUAGAACAAAUAUCUUGGUUAAAGUACAAGGACAUAGGAUGUACUUAUUCCCUUAUAUCUAACAGCUACAUAGGAUAGGGCUUAACAAAGAGUUAUUAGUAUAAAAGCAAGGAGGCUUGAAGGAAGUUAGUUUUUUUUUUUUUUUAACUGUUAUUUCUAACACUUACGAUAUAUUCUUUAGUAAGAAGGGAAACUUUGAAGAGGAAAUUUUUUACUUUCCACAGUGGCACAGAGGACUCGCUCCCCUUGGGGCUUUUGGACUUCUUCCCGUGGGCCGCGUUCUCUGAUCUGCCUGGGCACGCAGCCAUGCCUCCCUCUCACCUCCCCAGUGUGGUGAGGCUGUAGGUUGGGUGGCCCUGGUGGGGAUGCAUUAGAGGUGGCUGCUGAGAGUCUGCUGGCCCACUGCCCCGCAUGCAGCGAUGGGAGUGGGGUCUGGGUGAGCUGGGCUGAUGCUCCGCGUGAGAUGUGCUCUCCUUCCCGGCCUGGGAUUUGCAUGUCAGAAUCAGCACCAGAAGGGCUCAAGGAGCCCUGGAUGACGAUCAUUCAGCACCGUGGGCCCGCGCUUGGCAGCUCUUUCAGGGGCUUAGUCCUAACAGCCCUGCCUCCUGCAGCGAGAGCUUAAGCAGGGCAGGACCAUGAUCCAUGUGUGCGGUUCAUCCCAUCCCACUUGAUUGAAGGCAAGUCCCUGUGGCAGAGGGGUAGCCAGCAGGGUGUGAAGAGCUGACCCCCUGGAGUGGCCGAUGGAGGGCUCUGUGAGGGGGCCAGAGAGGGCUCACAGUGCCCUCCGUAUGUAGGGACAGACCCAUUUGCCAGCUGGUGCAGAAUUGCACCCUUCUGUCCCUCUGUAAGGGUGGACCCAUUCACCAGCUUGUGCAGAACCAUGCCCCUCAGUCCCACUGUGAUGAUGCACCCAUUUGCCAGCUGGUACAGAACCAUGCCCCCCUCCCACUGUAAGGACGGACCCAUUCGCCAGCUGAUAGAACUGCCCCCUCUCUGUCCCACUGUGAGGACAGACCCAUUCACCAGCUUGUGCAGAACUGCACCCCUCUGUCUUGCUGUAAGGACAGACCCAUUCACCAGCUGGUGGGCAUUUGGGUGACUUCAUUUUGACCACGAUGAAUAAAGCUGCGGUGAAUGUUUGCGGUAGGUGUUUAUGUGGGUGUAGAUUUUCACCUGUCUUGGAUAUAUCCCCAGGAUGGGACUUGCUGGGUUAUACCAUGGCUCUUUGUCUAACCCUUUGAGGAACUGCCAGAUUUUCCAAAGUGGCUGCCCCAUUUUACACCCCCGCCAGCAGUGUUGGAGGGUUCCUGUCUCCCCACCUCACUGCCAGCACUUGUUGUUAGAUGUCUUUUGGAUGUGGCUAUCCUAGUGGGUGCGAAGUGGGGUCUUGUGGUGAUCUCAUUUGCAUUUUCCUGGUAAUUGAAGGCUUCAAGCAUCUUUUCAUCUGCUUGUUGGCCAUUUGUAUAUCUUCUUGGAAGGAAUGUCUAUUCAGAUCCUUUGCCCAUGUCCUGAUCGGGUAUUUUUCUUUUUACUAUUGAGUUUAUUCCUUCUAGAAGUUUUCUCCCGCUGUGCAGCCCAUGCUUCCCAGGGCCUUCGCUGGUGCUGGUUCCUCAUCCGUCUCAUGCUCUCUGGUGCCCUGGCCUUUGCUGGUGCUGGUUCCUCAUCCGUCUCAUGCUCUCUGGGGCCCCCCCCUUCACUGGUUUUGGUUCCUCAUCCGUCUCAUGCUCUCUGGGGCCCCCCCCUUCACUGGUGCUGGUUCCUCAUCCAUCUCAUGCUCUCUGGGGCCCUUCCCUUCACUGGUGCUGGUUCCUCAUCCAUCUCAUGCUCUCUGGGGCCCUUCCCUUCACUGGUGCUGGUUCCUCAUCCAUCUCAUGCUCUCUGGGGCCCUCCCCUUUGCUGGUGCUGGUUCCUCAUCCGUCUCAUGCUCUCUGGGGCCCUCCCCUUUGCUGGUGCUGGUUCCUCAUCCGUCUCAUGCUCUCUGGGGCCCCCCCCUUCACUGGUGCUGGUUCCUCAUCCGUCUCAUGCUCUCUGGGGCCCUCCCCUUCACUGGUGCUGGUUCCUCAUCCAUCUCAUGCUCUCUGGGGCCCUCCCCUUUGCUGGUGCUGGUUCCCCAUCUGUCUCAUGCUCUCAGGUGCCCUGGCCUUUGCUGGUGCUGGUUCCUCAUCCGUCUCAUGCUCUCUGGGGACCUCCCCUUUGCUGGUGCUGGUUCCUCAUCCAUCUCAUGCUCUCCGGGGCCCUCCCCUUUGCUGUUGCUGGUUCCUCAUCCAUCUCAUGCUCUCCGGUGCCCUCCCCUUCGUUGGUGCUGGUUCCUCAUCCAUCUGCUCCAGCUUCUUUUCCUCUCUGACCUCCUCCCCUCUCUUGGUGGUACUGCAUAUCCCACAGCUCAGAAUUCCUCCUCAGUGGGGCCUCAGAACCGCAGGUGUCCCUCCAGCCCUGCCACCUUCUCGCCUGCUAACUUAGGUUCCUUCUGGACUGACCUGGGGUCUCCCUGUCAGUCCCAGGCCAAGGAAGGGACCCCCAGGACCCCACCCCACCCCUGCCCUCACUGGUCACGGGCUGGCCUGUCCACUCCUCUUACGCUGCCCCCUGUCCCCGCACUUCUCUCGCUCCUCUCCACCUCCUGGUCCAGGCCCGGCCUUGGCCCGGGGCUCCUGCACUGUCUCCUCUUGGCCUCCCCUCCCCAGUCUUGCCCCCGACAGUGGUUUCUCUAUGCAGAGCUCAAAGUGAUCUUUAAAAAUGUGGAUCUGAUCACACUGGUUCCUGCUCAGGAUGCUCCAGUGGCCUCCCUCCCAGUAAAGUAAAACCCAAAGUCUGGGCUGUGGCCUUUCAGGUCCGCCCAGCAUGACCCUCACGACUGUAGACCUGUCUCAUGGCCACACCACGUCCUCCAGCCCCACAGCCUCAGGCUUCUGCCUGCGCUGCCCUCUGCUGGCCUCACUUCCAGGCCCUCUCACUCCAGGCCUUGCCGGUCCACUCGCCCUGGCCACCUCCUCCACUGUGGGUGGUCCCUGGGUCUGUGCGCCAACACCACUGCGUUGUGUUGACUUGGGCGUCAACCGCUCAUGAAGCUGAUCCGUGGUCUACAUGGAGUCACUCCUGGGGCAUUGCCAGGUCUAGGACAGGCAACUGGGAAGGGGCAGGAACCAGGAAAUCAAAGCAGCCCAGCCACAGGCUCUUCCCACAGCCCCCUCAGCCAAGGGACUGGCAGGGGUGCCGCAUUCUCCAGGAACACGGGCAGAGGGGCGGGAGCGCCGAUUAACCACUUGAGUCUGGAGCGGGCAGCAGGGUGUCUUCCAGGGCGAGUGUGUCACCUGGGAGCUGGCAUGGAGGCUGGGAGAGCUCAGGGCCCGGUGCCAGGGAGCCUGGGCUGGUCCUGACCCUACCUCUGCCCACUCCGGCUCACUAGCUCCGGCCUGCAGGUGCUUUUGUGACUCAGGGCCUUGUGUCUUCGUCUGUAAAACACAGGUGGUCAUGGGAGUAAAUGAGCAGGUAUGAGAUAUGCAGGACAUGAGGUGCUUCUGAACGACAUCUGAAAUAAUGACAAGCAAAUGAGAGAGCCUCCGUACUCAGGUCGGUUCCGGCCCCGGCAGACUAGGGCAGGGCGCUAGGGCAAAUGGGCCUUAGGUGACACACCCCACAGGCAGGCCUCACGGACUCCUCAGUCACCUGAGGGCUGGUAGCAAUGGCACCACCUGGCUGGUGGUGCAGGAGCCACCGAGCCGGCAGCUGUGCAGGCCUCGCACAGGAGUGCUGGGAGAGGGAUGCUCGGGUUGGGUUUCCUGGACCCUGUAGCUGCCUGGCUGGCCUUUCACCAAAACCGUGCAGAGCUGGCUUUGUGGGGAUACGUAGGUUUUGUAAAGCGGUCGUGGGGCUUCAGGUGCAGUUUGAUGAAGCCUCCAGUUCACUUGGUUUCUUUUGGCUCUGCUGAUGCAUCAGAUUCAAUCUCAGGCCAGCUUCUCUUGAGGCAACAAAUGGGUGUUACGGUUCUAUGCAUUGCAUCUGUAACGCACAUUGGAUGUGGAGAGAUGGGCCCGCUCUCUCAAUGUACAGCUAGCGUUUCCAGCUUUCUCUGCCUCACUUGGCUCCUGGCUGAAGCAGUCCAGGGCAGGUGAGGGUCACAGGUUCACUGACAUGGGCUUUGCUGUGGUGUUGGGGUCAUAAGACAGGUGCAGUCUCAUCCGUCUCCCUGCACUCGAUCCACUGCUGUUCCCCAAGCCAUGCAUGCUACGGUGACGGAGUGGGACCCCCUCCCUCGGUGGCCGUGAGGAUGGAUGGGUAAGUGAGACACAAGCGGGAGGGGCGCUCUAAUUGCUGUUGUGGCAACUGCCUCGUGAUGGCGAGUGGGAAUGCUGACAUCAUCAGUCCAUUCUCUAGUGAGGAUGGCGACUCCCUGGCUCUGACAGUGUGAGCUCCCGUGUCUUUGGGCCAAGUGCCCUGCUGGUCCUGGGUUGCUCUGUUGCCCUUGCUGAGGCACCUCGGCCUUUGGAGCAGUGUCCAGCCUCAGAUUGGAGUCGCCAUUUCCCGGAAUAGCCCCUUCCAGUGGGACCCACACUCAGCCUUGCUGCCCCAUUGCCCCCCCGAGGCCUCCCCAUGCCAGCAGGAGUCUGCCUGAAAGUGCGUCUUUAGGAUGUCUCUCAUACUUUGGUGAGAGGCAGAAGUUCCAGAGACUCCCCAAUGGCUCACCGUCCACUCUGGAGACCCAGGAGGUGGCCAUGAGCUGUCCCUCGCCUCGCCCGCCCCAUGCCACGGUGUUCAGCCCACCACGCUGGUGCUGCCUCCCGUGCUGCCCAAACGCGUCUCCUCCUCUCAUGCCCCUUUGUAAGUCAGUAUACAUUUUAGAAUCAGCUUGUCAAUUACUAUUUCUUUAAAAAAAAAAGCUUUCUAUAAUUUUUUGGGAUUACCUUGAAUCUGUGGAUAAAUUAAAGAACUGGCAUCAUAACAAUAUCGUCAUCCAGCCCACAGACACGGCCAGGCAGGCCUUUCGUAACAGUUAUUGUUGUCCAGCCCAUGGACACGGUAAGGCCAGCCUUUCAUAACAAUAUAAUCCAGCCCAUGGACAUGGCCAGGCCGGCCUUUCAUAACAAUAUAAUCCAGCCCAUGGACACGGCCAGGCCGGCCUUUCAUAACAAUAUAAUCCAGCCCAUGGACACGGCCAGGCCGGCCUUUCAUAACAACAUCGUCGCCCAACCCACAGGCAUGGCCAAGCUGGACUUCCAUAACAGUGUCAUCGUCCAGCCCACGGACACAGCCAGGCUGGCCUUUCUCUUAUUUGUGUUCCUCUCCUCUUGCUGGCUGCAACUCCAUAGAAAUAUAAGUGACUUCCGUGUACUUCCGUGUAUCUUGUGACCUGCAUAGAUUCACUCGCUGAUUAGUUCCUGGAGCUUCUUUGUGGAUUCCUUGGGAUUUUCUAUCUAGAUGUACACGUCUGUAUGACCGAAGACAGUUUUACUCUUCAUUUUCAAUCUUUAUGCUUCUUAGUUCUUUCCUCCUUAUUCAUGGGUAAACUUAUAGUAUGAGGAGUAAAAGUAGUGAAAGCACGCAUACCUGCCUUGUUCCCCAUCUUACAGGGAAGCAUUCCGUCUUUUGCUGUAAGUAUCCUAGAUGUUUGUUUUGUUUUUUAUUUAACAGGCUCUCUGUAUCAGGUUGAGGGAGUCCCCUUCUUUUUUCUAGUUAAGGAAACUAGGAACUAAACUAAAGGAAGUUUUAGUCUAAAAUGAGUGUUGAAUUUUGUCACAUGCUUUUUCUGCAUAAUUUAUUAAGAUGUUUUUCUCCUUGUUAAAUUUGCUCUGUUGAUAUGAGAAAUACACUCACGGCUGUUUUGAGUGUUGAACCAACCUUGUAUCCUUUGGGUAAAUGCCUCUCGGUCAUGGUGUACUAUCUCUUUCAUAUAUUGUUGAAUUUGUUUUUCUAAAAUUGUAUUGAAGGUUUUUGCUGCUGGGUUUGUGAGUGAUAUAUGGGUUUUUUUCCUUUAGAUUCUCUGUUUGGGUUCUGUUAUCAGGGUAGUGUGAGCCUCAUACGAUGUGUGUCUCCUCUCUGUUUUCUAGGGGAUUGUGUGAUACUGAUAUUGAAGCCUGUCAUGCCUGUGUAUUUGCAGCAAUGUUUUUAAGCACAAGUUUACUUAUUGCCAUACAUAUAGAGCUAUUUAGGUUUUCUAUUUCUUUUUGAGUCAGUUUUGAUAUAAUUCAUGUCUUUUAAGGAAUUUUUCUGUUUCAUCUUAGUUGUUGAAUUUAUGGGCCUGAUAUGAUUUGUAUUUCCUUAAUGUUCUUUUAAUGUUGGAUCUGUUGUCAGGUUCACUCUUUCAUUCUUGAUCUUGGUAAUUUGCAAGUGUGGUUUUUUCCUCUUGACCUGCCUAGGCAGAGUUGUGUAAUGUUUUGAAUGCUUUUUUAUUUUAUUGUUUCUAUUAUUGGUCUGUUUGCUAUUUUAUUAAUUAUUGAACUUACCUUUAUUAUCUCUCUUCUACUUCCUUUGUGUUUAAUUUGCUGGUUUCUUUAGGUGGACUUUCUGGACAUUGAUUUUAUUCUUUUCUCUUUUCUAAUAUAAGACUUUAAAGCAGUAAUUUCCUUGUAAGUACUGUUUUAGCUGCAUCCCUUAGCUUUGUGUGUGUGUGUGUUUAAAAUGUGUUUUCUGCUUGUUUGAGGUAGGAGGUACUGCCUGGUACCAUGGCUGUAAGUGGAGGUCUCCUCUGGGCCUUUUAUUGGGACGAGCAUCAUGGAAGGUGGCCCCUCUGCAGUGCCCUUCCGCCUGGCUGCCCUUCCUUGACUGGCGGCUCUCAUUCCCCACUCCCUUCAUCAUGUCUUGGGUUUUCUGGUUGGCAACCUCCUGUUCCCACGAUGGACUUGGCAGGGUGAUCUGAUGCCUGGGGUGUUGCCAGGUUGGGUAAGGAGGCCUUGUUCACUUUGAUCCUGCAUGGUGCUAACAGCCUGUGAGGGAGGCACAAAUGAGACGAGAUCCUGCCUGGAAAGAGAAAAGCCUGACCCACCGCAUACAGGAAACGGGCUGCCUUCGUUCCAGCACUGAUGGCUGCACGAGGGUGUUUCAGUGGGGCAUGAGUGAGAGCCCCUGCCACAUGGGAGUCUAGAGGAGUGGAGAGGUCAGCGCAGGGCAGAGAAGAGUGUGAGCCGUGACCUGCCUGGCCCUCCCAGGGGAGUUAUCUGGGCAGGUGUUGGUGCUGGGGGCGUUGCCCACGGUGGCAGCGUGACCACAGACAGCUGCUCCUGGAUCAGCAGCUAGGGCUUGGUUGUCUGCAUCUGGCCUAGGAAAGUGUUAAGGCAGGGAUUUGUCCGGCUCAUUCAGGAGCAGCAGAGACCCGUGGGCCAGGAGUGAACUGAACUCAGGGGCGGUGUGGGGAGGUGAAGUCGGAGGUGCAGGAGGGCGGUGUGGGGAGGUGAAGUCGGAGGUGCAGGAGGGCAGUAUGGGGAGGUGAAGUCGGAGGUGCAGGAGGGCGGUGUGGGGAGGUGAAGUUGCAGGUGCAGGAGGCCGCCCGCGUGGGCCUAGUGCAGCGCUAGAGGGACUUUGGCUUUGACCGGAAUAAGAUGUGGAGCUGUUGGUGAGCUGAGGUUUGGUCUGGCAAGAUCUGAACUGUCUUUAGCAGAAUUGCCCAGGCCUGCUGUGCACAAAAUGUGAGGGGAUGCAGUGGUGAGUGGGCCAGGGACGGGAGGCCGAGUGGCAGCCCAGGGAGAGGGACAGGAGGCUGCGUGGCAGCGCAGGGUGAGGAGGGGACUGGUGGGAGCGGGGGUGAGGGGCACUC